Messenger RNA from Neoarius graeffei (lesser salmon catfish), 1275 nucleotides. Its product is annotated as carboxypeptidase A1-like. Gene Ontology annotation, molecular function: zinc ion binding; metallocarboxypeptidase activity. The record is from RefSeq and is a predicted model, not a curated record. Gene Ontology annotation, biological process: proteolysis. The transcript has 11 exons. Bases 13 to 1275 code for a protein of 420 amino acids. NCBI's taxonomy places the organism in Eukaryota, Metazoa, Chordata, Actinopteri, Siluriformes, Ariidae.
CCAAAAAGCAACAUGAGAGGACUUUUGGUCUUGGCAGCUUUACUUGUAGCCGUUUUCUGCAAGGAGACAUUCGAAGGGCACCAAGUUCUUCGGAUCACUGCAAAGGAUGAGGUGGAGAUCAGACUCCUGAAGGAUCUGUUUGAUCAGGAACAUCUCCAGCUGGAUUUCUGGAUGGAGCCAGGUGGCGUGUCGCUGCCCAUCGAUAUCCGAGUUCCCUUCAGUAGCCUGCAGGACGUCAAGGCAUUCUUGGGGUACCACGAGAUCCACUAUGAGGUCAUGAUCCAGGAUCUUCAGGAGCUUCUCGAUAAGGAGCAGCGUGAGAUGAUGAGAUCUCGUGCUUUUCAGCCCAGUACCACUGAUGAUUAUGACUACACUAACUACCAUACGCUGAGUGAGAUCAACAGCUUCAUAGACAUGUUGGUGCAGGAGAACCCUAAACUGGUGAGCAAGAUCGUGAUUGGACAGAGUUACGAGGGCCGUCCGUUAAACGUUCUGAAGUUUAGCACGGGUGAUACAAAGCGCCCAGGGAUCUGGAUCGACACUGGAAUCCAUGCCAGAGAGUGGAUCACACCGGCAAGUGGAACCUGGUUCGCCAAGAAGAUUGUGACAGAUUACGGUCGUGACCCCGCUCUUACCGCCAUCCUUGACAAGUUUGACAUUUUCCUGGAGCUUGUCACCAACCCUGAUGGAUAUGAGUAUACCCACACCAGUAACCGGAUGUGGCGCAAGACUAGGAGGAUAAACUCUGGUUCCUCGUGCAUUGGCGUUGAUCCUAACAGGAACUGGGGAACGGGAUUUGGAGGUGCUGGUUCCAGUGGUAACCCUUGCUUUGGGACAUACCGUGGACCGAGUCCUUACUCUGAGCCUGAGGUUAACUCCAUUGUGAAAUUCACUAAGUCUCACGGCAAUCUCAAGGCCUUCCUGACCAUCCAUAGCUAUUCUCAGAUGAUGCUCUACCCUUAUGGUGACACUGAUGUGCCCUGCGUGGAUGAAGCAGAGCUGGAUGCUCUUGCAUCGAAAGCUGCUAUGGACUUGGAGAGUCUCUAUGGCACUAAAUACACAUAUGGCAGCACCUUUAACACCAUCUAUCAGGCAAGUGGAGUCACCACAGACUGGGCCUACGAUGAGGGCAUCAAGUAUUCCUACACGUUCGAGCUGAGAGACACUGGGCGUUAUGGAUUCAUCCUUCCUGCAGAUCAGAUCAUCCCGACGGCUCAGGAGACGUGGCUGGCUCUCAUGGCCAUCAUGGAGCACACCAUGAACAACCCGUACUAA